UUUAACCUCCAUACCAAAAUAGAUAACAUUACUCCUCUGCCUACAAAUAACUACCAGAUGAUAGUAAAAGUGGAGUCACCAUGUUAUGAGUUGGAGAGAAUAAAUCUAAAUGUCAGCAAUCCUUUUAACGAUGGCGGAGAAUUUAAAAUUAUUCUGCUAGAAACUAGAGGUGAUCAACUGGAUCCUAACCAAUCUAUCCCAGCCUCAGUCUUACUACGAACUAAAGAACGCAAGAAGAAACGAGUGAAAUCAAAGACCAAUCAUGGCCAGAAUCGACCUGAUACCCCACCCACCCCUCCUCCCCCAAUUAUUACUGACACCGAGGAAUUCAGCAAGCAGAAUAACACAGACUCUGCACAAUUGUUAAGUGCGUUUUCACUACCAGUAAAGUCUGUGUAUCUAGGACCAGGUCAGACAGCUGAAGUCGAGGUGGAUUUCUUGCCCUUCUUCACAGGAGAUCGUCAAUGUUCAGUGGUAUUCCUCAAUGAUGAUAUAGGAGAGUUUUUAUAUUCUAUAGAAGCGAAAGCCACGUUACCCCUUCCCUCACCUCUACCAUUUAUACCCAAUCAACAUACAGUUAGAGUCAGUAGUGCUGUUAUCACUGGACAUAGUCGAGGCAGUCGUCGUGGAUCAAUUGGAUCAGAAGAUAAUGUAGUAUUCUGGAAAUGUGAUUCAGGACAAACAUUGAAAGAAACAUUAUUAAUACCAGUGACCAACAUGGCUAAAGAACGAGCUUUAAUACUCGCUGCUCAACAGAGAAUGAGUGAUCUAGAAAUACAGCGACGCAGUGCAACAGGCACAUUAACAAGUUCUAGUGUAGCUGUCAAAACAGUUAAAAUGUUGUCUACUUCACAAAACUUGAAGAAAACCAAAUCAAAACUUAACCAAUUAACAAAAUAUUCUGUCGAGGUGGAUUCUGAAUUUUAUAAAGUACCAUCACAUGUUUCAAUGCCAAGUCCACUAGAUGCCCGUGCCCACAGCGCUCCUUCUAACACUAGAAUACCCCAUGGUAUGCGAUUGGACGAUGGUAUUGUUGAACUACCAAUCGUAUUUAAAGCUGGUGCUGCUGGACAUUAUCCAGCACAGAUAACUCUCAGGUCCACUGACGAUAUUCGUGUAUAUCAACUUGAAUGCACUGUCAACCCAGACGGAAGUAUGGCUGAAUUAGAGUUAUCUGUCCCUGUCAAUCAAUCUGUCACUCAGCACAUACCGAUUGUCAAUAUGACAAACCAUGAUUGGCCAUUACGAGCUGAGAUUAUAGGGGAAGGAUUUUCUGGACCAAAGUCUCAUCUAGCUAAAGCUUACCAAACAGCUCAAUAUCCCCUGGUGUUUAAACCUCUUUAUGAGACAAAUGUAGAGGGUAAACUAAUUCUAUCUAAUAUAGAAGAUGGCACAGACCAUGUAUUUGUUCUACAAGGUAAACCAGAAAAACCACUUGCUGAAGAUCAUCUCAAAAUAGAAUGUGAGGCCAGGAAGAGUAUUGUGUUCAAUAUUCAAGUACCUAAUGCUACAAAGAAAAGACAAACAUUUUAUAUUGAAUCAGAUAUAGAGUUUACCAGUGGUAAUGAUAGUAUCACAGUUCUACCAGCUCAGACAGGAAGUUAUGAUCUAGUUGUCUCCCCUACCAGACGAGGAACGUAUAAAGGUGUCAUCGCUUUUACAGCCUCUAAACAUCCCCAAAUUGAAGUGGACAGUGAUGGUGAUGAGGUACCAGCUGAUCCCAAUGAUUCUGUUUAUAAUGGACACAGAAUCUGGUAUUCUGUAGAAAUCAAUGUAGCCCCACCCCCACCAGAACGAACCCUUGACAUCACCUGUAACUGUAGGAAAAAGAUGAUGGUUGAUAUUAUAGUGAAAAACCCAACUAGUUUACAGAUAGAACUAGAGGCUGAAAUAAUGGGUCGUGAUCUAUCAGGUCCGUCAACUAUAGCGCUUUCUGGUGGAGAAAAAGAUGUCUAUACUUUAACCUUUGAACCCUCACAUGUUGGUAAAAGAAAAGGAAGUGUGAUAUUCUAUGGUGAGGCUGUAGGAGAGUUUUGGUAUGAACUGAACUGUAUUUCUGAACCACCUGAACCUCAGAUAUUACAACAUCAAGAAUGUGAACUGGGCAGAUGGACAAAAUUGAUGAUCAGUUUGGAUAAUCCCACUAAGGAAUCCUUAGAGUUAAUUCCCUUUAUAUCAAACACCAAUAAUUUCUCAUUGGAAGUUGAUAAUGAACAACCAAUCAACUUGCCGUCUUAUUCUAAAAUAGAGGUUCCUCUUCAUUUUAUGCCAUCAACUUUAGGCAAUGGAUCUCAUACCACUAAGGUUUCCUUUACUAGCAAACAGUUUGGAGAGUGGGUGUUUGAAGCUUCAGGUAUAGGAUUAAUCCCCUCCCCCCAGGAUCCUGUCAGUGUCUAUACAGCCGCUGGUUCUAAUACCACCCUCAUCAUACCAUUCCGUAACCCCAUGGAUCAAACAGUACUAGCUGAUGUCAUACUGACUGAUGAAGAUGAAAAUAAAGAUGAUGGAAAAAAUUCACCCUUUUGUUUGUUACUGAAGCACAAUACUGGAUUACGUUUGCCACCGAAAGCAACGUUAGAUAUCCCAAUCAGCUUUGCUCCUGGUGAAAUGAAGAAAUAUCAGUCAUUAUGUACGGUUGUGGUUCGUAGAGAUGAUGGAGAGAAAUGGAAUUAUGUUCCCAAAUCCGAGUCAGGAGUUCCUGAGAAACAGAGUGGAGAAGAUCUUCAUGUCAUUAAAUGGUAUUUCCCGAUUCACGGAAUCCCUGAGUCUCGCCCAGUCCGGGACAGUCUGGCUCCGCUAGUAGAGUGUCGAGCACGGGAAAAAAUUCAGCAGAGAUUAGAAGUCACUCUAGCUGGAGUGGCUCCUAGUUCUGCUGGUCCUAACAGACGCAUGAAAACAAGGGCAAUAACUCCUAAGAAUAAAGAACCUACUAUUCCAGAUGGCAUUGUAGUUGGUGAAACUCUGGCAGUCACCAAUGAAUUUAUGUAUGAAAUAAAGUUUGGUGAUUCAUCUGAUGCCAAAGCUCUAAAAGCUUCAGUAGAUUUAAGUCUGGUACGUCAACAUCGUGAUAAAGAGACAGGACUGGUUGUUCUAGUCUUCAAUGUUAUUUUUAAUCCAUUCAAAGCUCUGAACUGUGAUGUUCAGCUUCAUGUUCAAGCAGCAACUGGUGGUUUAUGGAAAUUCCCGCUCAAAUUCAAAUCUACAGAACCACCAACAGACGACACUAUUCAGAUUGAGGCUACAGGAUUAAAUAAACCUUCUAGUGUGGGUUUUAGACUCUCCAGUCGAACUACAGAGCCAGUUCCAUACACGGCGUAUUUCACUGCAGGAAGUGACCCAGAGAUAACUGUAUCUCCGGAGGGAGGAGAGCUCUUACCCUCCGAUACAGACGGAACUCAUUUUGUGAUUAAUUUUCUACCAGCAGUGUAUGGCAAAGUUUACACAGCAAAAUUAGUCAUACAGACGUCUGAUAUGCAGUGGAGUUACAACAUUCGUGGAGUUUUGCCUGAAUAUUCUCCACCUAGAGGUACAUCAUCUCGACCAAUGGCAGGCCCCCAUCCUGAUCCCCGUUACCGUGGACAACCAGUAAACUAUGUACAAGACAAUAUACAACUACUCACAACAGCUGUGUCGUCUCCUAUUAAAGGAGCAAAACUUGUUUUACCCCGAGUCUUAUAAACUUUCUAUCAGGCAAACAUGGUCUAAUAUAUUCAAAUAUUUAAGGAAAAUAUAAACUAUUAGUGAAGCUUUUCUGUAUUUGUUCAUAUCUGAUGCACCUCUGCAGUUUUGAUGCCAAAUUGACUU
Lottia gigantea (owl limpet) is the source of this 3804-nucleotide messenger RNA. RefSeq lists its product as hypothetical. The record is from RefSeq and is a predicted model, not a curated record. Lineage: Eukaryota; Metazoa; Mollusca; Gastropoda; Lottiidae. The transcript is spliced from 22 exons. Bases 58 to 3678 code for a protein of 1206 amino acids.